Molecule: messenger RNA, 222 nt
Organism: Ostertagia ostertagi
Lineage: Eukaryota; Metazoa; Nematoda; Chromadorea; Rhabditida; Trichostrongylidae
Source: the annotation of a GenBank genome assembly
AUGAUUGCUUUGGCAUUAGAAAGGAUAUUUAUAGCUUGCGUUCUUAUCGCUAUAGCCGCACUACUGUUGGCAAAGCAAUGCUUCGACACGGUUGAUUUUAUUCCGUUUGUUACCGCCUACAGCACAGGAAGUUGCUCGAACGAGAUCAGAAGUGGAUCUGCUGACAGCAGAGCCCUUGAGGCUCAUGCCAAGCCUGACCAAUGUCUCCCUUCUGGCAAAUAA